AUGUCUUAUUUAAUUACCGAGGCUUAAAUACCAAUUCUAGAAUCUCUUGAUUAGAAUGCAGCUAAAAAAUUAAAAGAGAUGUGUAAAGACAUAGAAGGCUUAAUGAUGAACACUAAUUCUAGAAUUUCUACACUAUUAUAAAAUUAGCAAACAAGCUUUUUUAAGGCAUUUAAAAUAGUUGUAGAAGAAAUAUCAUCUGAUUUUAGAAAUCUAUAAUAGAAAUUUGAAGAAUACAUCGCAUACCAUGAAAAUGAAACUGAAGUAUGUAAUUCUUUUUUUAAAUACUAGGUAGUAAAUGCUUAAAAUAAAUUAGUCUUUUUUAGAAAUGAAUGUUAAGUUCUCAACAAAUUAUGUACAGAAUUGAAAUAUGAAAAUUAACAAUUAAAAGUUAAGAUAAAAGAGCUUGAUUAGGUAUUCAAAUAAAUAAAUUGAAAGGAAAUUAAUAAUUAGAAAUUGAUACUAUUNAUGUUUAACCCAACUCCUACAGAAUUCUAUUAUAACAUUAAAAAUAUUGACGAUUAAAGUGAAAGUACUGACGACGAAGACUAUGAGCAAUUUGAAAUAGAGUAUGAAGUAUUUAAUAUAUUUUAGUGUUUAACCAAAAAAAAAGUACUUUGAAACAAUUGAAGAAAAAAUAUAAUUUAUUGAAGAAUAUACAAAAAAGAAAAAGACUGAAUUAUGCAAAAACUUUUAAUUAAUGGGAUUUUGUAAAUUUGGGGAUGAUGUAUAAAACUUAUUUAUUUUUUAGUGUUCAUUCGCUCAUGGAUAUUAAGAAUUGCAAGCUAAAACUCAUCUUCAUUAGAAAUAUAAAACAAAACCUUGCAACAGAUAUUUUAGUUAAGGAUUUUGUCCAUAUGGAAUACGAUGUUAAUAUUUGCAUGACGAAUUAAAGGAUUAAUAAAAAUUCGAAAAGUUUUUAUAAGAAUCAUACUAAGAGUAAGGCAUGAAGCCUUCAAUAGCUAGAAGUAUAAUUUUAAAUUAAAUAUUAGAAUAUCUCAACAAUUAAGAAAGACUUGACAUUUAAAGAUUUCAGCAAGUUUUACAAAAAUUCGUCCAAAAAGGAUUUAAUGUUGAUUUGCCUAGACGAUCAAAGUUCUUUGUUUAAUUAGAAAAAAAAUAAAAUUGA
Paramecium sonneborni is the source of this 1126-nucleotide messenger RNA. The record is from the annotation of a GenBank genome assembly. NCBI's taxonomy places the organism in Eukaryota, Ciliophora, Oligohymenophorea, Peniculida, Parameciidae.